AUGCCUGCCCGUUCUACACAAGUCAACAUUGAGAACCACAGCAGCCAGGACUUGCACGGCGGCAACGGCAGUCUGCUGCACGGCAUGUGGAGCGUAGACGUUCCCGACACUAUUCCCAAAGGACAGUCCGCCACCGGUGAAAUGACGUUCCACUUCGAUAAUCCUUUUAUUGGUAAUAACUCGUACGACACCUCUGGUCCUGAUAGUCUCAGUUUCUCCACCAGUGGUGGAGAGGGAAACAACUGCAUUGUUACCUUGACUAUCUCCGACAAGGUUGGGCAUGGACACAAAUAA
Fusarium verticillioides 7600 is the source of this 294-nucleotide messenger RNA. RefSeq lists its product as hypothetical. The transcript has 3 exons. Lineage: Eukaryota; Fungi; Ascomycota; Sordariomycetes; Hypocreales; Nectriaceae. The record is from RefSeq and is a predicted model, not a curated record. The coding region runs from base 1 to 294 and encodes 97 amino acids.